Ostrea edulis (European flat oyster) is the source of this 1815-nucleotide messenger RNA. RefSeq lists its product as uncharacterized. The coding region runs from base 1 to 1815 and encodes 604 amino acids. The transcript has a single exon. The record is from RefSeq and is a predicted model, not a curated record. Gene Ontology annotation, biological process: proteolysis. Lineage: Eukaryota; Metazoa; Mollusca; Bivalvia; Ostreida; Ostreidae. Gene Ontology annotation, molecular function: nucleic acid binding; zinc ion binding; aspartic-type endopeptidase activity.
AUGGCAAAGGCAUUGCAGUUACCUGCAAUAAGUCCGUUUGAUGUAAAUGGUGACCAAACCAGUGUCUCACAAAGGUGGGAUAAAUGGAAGAAAACUUUUGAGUUCUACCUAACAGCGUCCGGCAUUACAGAUAAAGCGCAAAAAAGGGCUCUGUUUCUGCAUUCAGCGGGAAGUGAAGUUCAGGAAAUAUUCGAUACCCUCGGUGAUACGGGAGACGACUUGGAGGGCGCUAAAACGAAAUUGGAUGAGUAUUUUCAACCAAAACGGAACAUAGCGUUCGAGCGCCAUUUGUUCAGAAAUGCGGCACAAGGUGAAACAGAGAAAAUCGACAGUUUUGUGACUAGGCUGCGCAAGUUGGCCGUGACCUGCGAGUUUGAAAAGCCAGAUGACAAUAUUCGCGACCAAAUCGUUGAAAAGUGCAAAUCGUCAAAAUUAAGGAAAAGUCUCCUAAAGGAAAAGGAACUAACUUUGAAAAACGCGAUGGAUAUAGCCCGAGCUGGCGAAAUUGUAGACGAGCAAGCAGACAGAUUUAAGGGCAGUGAAACGUUUUCAAACUCUGAUGUUAAUACUGUCAGACCGUCGGUGAAUCACCCAAAAAGGUACGGGAGUGAGAAAAGUUCACAGAGGGAUGUCACGUGUUUCCGUUGCGGGCGCAAGGGCCACAUUGCAAGGAAUUGUACAAUCACUAAGGACAAAAAUUGUAAUAAGUGCGGAAAAAAGGGACAUUUCGCAAAAGUGUGUAAAACGAAAUGGGAUACCCCGCGCACAAAACCAGGUAGGGAACGCAGUACAAAACAUGUUCAUUUAGUACAGAGCGAAUCUUCGGAGGACGAGUUCGCGCUUGCCGUGCACGACAAGUAUACAAAUGGCAUGAUAGACAUUAAUGUGGGCGGAGCUACAGUGCAAAUGCUAAUCGACUCUGGCGCUACCUGCAACAUCGUAAACUCCGAUAUAUGGAGCGCCAUCCGCGCUAACAACGAGAAUAUGUCCCUAUCGAGAAAUACCAAAAGAUUGUUUUCUUACGGAUCAAAGGAACCACUACAAAUACUAGGAACUUUUCAGACAGUUGCAAAGUAUGGGUUACGUGAAACAUCUGCAGAAUUUGCUGUCGUUAAAGGUGAUUAUAUUUCCUUACUAGGGAAGGAUACAGCAGUCGAGCUAGGAGUUCUACGUAUUGGAGUCGAGGGGUCAGACCUUUGUUCUGUUAUAAGCGAAAUAGAUAAGAUCGUUGCCUCAAGGAAUACUGUUUUCGAUGGAGUAGGGAAGCUUAAAAAUGUUCAGCUUAGAAUUCAUGUCGACAAAACCGUGACUCCAGUAGCACAACCGCUACGACGCUUACCAUUUAAUGUAAGAAAAAGCGUGAACAAGAAGCUUGAGGAGCUGGAGAAGAUGGACAUAAUUGAGAAGGUAAACAACCCCACGGCUUGGGUAUCACCACUUGUCGUUGUGCCAAAGAAAAACGGGGAAAUUCGAAUUUGUGUCGAUAUGAGACGGGCCAAUACUGCAGUUCAACGUGAACGAUACCCGAUCCCGACGGUGGACAAAAUGCUGGAAGACAUGAAUGGCAGCAAGGUGUUCUCCAAGCUUGAUUUACGUUGGGGAUACCACCAGAUAGAGCUGGACGAGGAAUCAAGGGAGAUAACUACGUUUGUGACACACGAGGGCCUCUAUCGCUACAAGCGCCUCAUGUUUGGAAUUUCCUCAGCAUCCGAAAUCUACCAAAGGGUGAUAGGGCAAGUCAUUCAAGGAAUUGAAGGAGUCCGAAAUUUGUCUGAUGACAUAAUUGUUUACGGAACAGACGCGUUCCUCUUAUGA